AUGGACCUGGCUCCUCCCCCUGCCAUGCAGUUCGAGGUGGACGUAGAUCUGGGCUUCGCUCUCUUCUUCCUCUUCCUCCUGUGUUUCUUCCUGUUGGUGACAGUGGUGCGCUGCGCCCAGACUGUGGUGGAUCCUUAUGGCUCCAUCUCCACCUCCACCUACCAGGAGGAGCAGAUCACCUGA
This is a messenger RNA of Xyrichtys novacula (pearly razorfish), 183 nucleotides long. The record is from the annotation of a GenBank genome assembly. Lineage: Eukaryota; Metazoa; Chordata; Actinopteri; Labriformes; Labridae.